AUGGAGGAGAAUCUUGUCAUGACCGCAGCACCCUACGCCGAUCCAUUUCUCUCCCCACACUUCUACGCUCUGUACAUGACCCUUUGCGCACAGCUUCCCUUCAUCACGAACGACGAGGCAAGGCGUAUCGUUGAGAAGGCUCAUGCCGAACUAUGUUCAGGACUCCAAGAUGCAGACCCCGCCGUCGAAGCUCGCAAAGCACGCUUCUCCUUCUUCAAUCUCCCCGCCGAACUGCGCAACCGCAUCUACGAAAUGGUCGUCCCCGUGUCCAAGGACUUCUGCGUCCAGACCUCCUCGCGCAAAGAAGUCAACCGCCGGCGAACUGACCACAUCAGCCUCGACUUCGGCACUCUAGAUGACAAAGACGACCUAGCUCCACCACAUUUGUGCCACGUCUCGAAGCAGAUCCGUGCAGAGACUCUCCCCAUCUUUCUGGGGCAGAACAAGUUCUUCGCGCAUGUUGACACGGACUAUAUGAGCAACAUAACCCGCCAGACGAGGGAGCUGAGGGACUGGUUGAACAUGCUGGGACGGGAGAACGCGAGACUUGUGAGGGAGGUUGUGAUCCGUAUGCCGUUGCCGCAGAGCGAGUGUACUUGGCGCGGUAGCUGCAGCGGAGACGAGCCAUGUACCAAAGACGACUGUCGAGCCUGGGCCCCGAAGAGCGCGCUCGAUGUGGCAAAGACGCUUAGAGUGCUCGGUGCUGGGGUCCCGUUGACCUCUUUCAAGGCAGAGUUCGGGGCUACGGUCAAUGGCCACGUCUGGAGUCCCGCACUUAUACAUCGCCCCACGGGUAAGGCGAGAAGAGCGCGCGACAUGAGCGAAGUGGUCGACUGGACUCCAGUACAGAUAGCAAAGCCGGGCGAGGAAGUCGAUAUUACCAGGGACGACGUCAGCUGUCCGAUCUGGGGCGUGGAGGAUGUGGAUGUGGAUAAGGAUCGCGACACGGAGCGGUGGCACGAGUGGCAUGGUCCGGUGGAGGCUGAGUGGUAUGACUGA
Fulvia fulva is the source of this 999-nucleotide messenger RNA. RefSeq lists its product as uncharacterized. Bases 1 to 999 code for a protein of 332 amino acids. The transcript is spliced from 2 exons. The record is from RefSeq and is a predicted model, not a curated record. Lineage: Eukaryota; Fungi; Ascomycota; Dothideomycetes; Mycosphaerellales; Mycosphaerellaceae.